This is a messenger RNA of Phoenix dactylifera (date palm), 1416 nucleotides long. NCBI's taxonomy places the organism in Eukaryota, Viridiplantae, Streptophyta, Magnoliopsida, Arecales, Arecaceae. The record is from RefSeq and is a predicted model, not a curated record.
AUGACAAUCCCUGCAUUCCAAGGUAAAAAUGAUCCUGAAUUAUAUUUAGAGUGGGAGAGAAAGGUUGAACAUGUGUUUGAAUGUCAUAAUUAUUCCGAGGAGAAGAUGGUUAAACUAGCCAUUGUUGAGUUCCAUGAUUAUGCUAGUAUUUGGUGGGAUCAAAUGGUGACUAGUAGACGUAGAAAUGGGGAGAGGCCUAUUGGUGCAUGGGAUGAGAUGAAGGCUGUCAUGAGAAAAAGGUUUGUACCCAGCCACUACUAUAGAGAUUUGCACAGGAAAUUGCAAAGUCUAACUCAAGGCUCCAUGAGUGUGGAAGAUUACUAUAAGGAGAUGGAAAUAGCCAUGAUUAGAGCCAAUGUUGAAGAAGACCGAGAGGCAACAAUGGCUAGAUUCAUUGGAGGUUUAAAGAAGGAGAUAGCUGAUGUGGUAGAAUUGCAACAUUAUAUAGAGAUGAAGGAUUUGCUGCACAAAGCUAUUCUAGUGGAAAGGUGUCAAGGAGUUGGACAUAUUGCUUCUCAAUGUCCAAACAAAAGAGCCAUGAUACUGCUGGAUAAUGGAGACAUAGAGAGUGUGAGCUCAAGUGAUGAUGACAUGCCACCAUUGGAGGAUUGUAGUGAUUUUGAAGUUGCUGAACCUGUUGUUGGAGAUGUGCUUGUUACUAGGCGUGCUCUCAACAUGCAACCUAAGGCGGGUGGUAAUGAGGAGCAACGUGAGCAUAUAUUUCAUACAAGAUGCCAUAUAAACGACAAGGAAUUUGGUGAUAUUUUUCCAGAAGAAAUUCCCCAUGGAUUACCUCCUACAAGAGGUAUUGAGCAUCAGAUUGACUUAAUUCCAGGUUCUUCAAUCCCAAAUAGACCAGCCUACAGAACAAGUCCAGAGGAAGCAAAAGAAAUUCAAAGCUCGAAAGGAAUAAGUGUGGAUGAGGAGAAGGUAAGGGCAAUUAGAGAAUGGCCUACACCUAAGAAUGCAAAUGAGGUAUGGGAUUCUUGUUCUAAACAUGCUUUUGGGGACUAUUAUAGGCAUGAUGGUUUCUUGUUUAAGAAAAAUAAGUUGUGUGUGCCUGUUUGUUCCUUGCGUGAAAUGCUAGUUAGAGAAAGUCAUGGUGGUGGAUUGAUGGGACAUUUUGGGAUAAAAAGGACCUUAGAAAUAUUGCAUGAGCAUUUUUAUUGGUCUAACAUGAAGCAUGAUGUGCAAUCGGUCUGUGAUAAGUGCAUAGCAUGUAAACAAGCUAAAUCUAAAGUCAUGCCCCAUGGCUUCUAUACACCUUUGCCUGUGUCUAAUCAACCCUGGACUGAUAUUUCAAUGGAUUUCGUGUUAGGAUUACCUCGAUCUCAAGGUGGCAAAGAUAGUAUAUUUGUCGUUGUUGAUAGGUUUAGUAAAAUGGCGCAUUUCAUUGCAUGCUCUAAAAACCAAUGA